Exophiala aquamarina CBS 119918 is the source of this 1116-nucleotide messenger RNA. RefSeq lists its product as uncharacterized. NCBI's taxonomy places the organism in Eukaryota, Fungi, Ascomycota, Eurotiomycetes, Chaetothyriales, Herpotrichiellaceae. Gene Ontology annotation, biological process: epoxide metabolic process. The record is from RefSeq and is a predicted model, not a curated record. Gene Ontology annotation, molecular function: epoxide hydrolase activity. The annotation marks the transcript as partial. The transcript is spliced from 5 exons.
AUGUCCGGCUACGACACAAUACCUUCAGCGUCUAAGCUGAAGGUCGAAAUGUUCACAUUAUCAAUCCCCGAGCAAGCCCUGAAUGACUUCAAGGAUCUACUUAGAUUGUCCAACUUGGCUCCAAAGACCUACGAGAAUCUCCAUACUGACGACGGGAAUUUCGGCGUCAGCCAUGAAUGGAUGACUAACGCGAAGAAUUAUUGGUUAACUAAGUACGACUGGCGCGCCACUGAGAAGUACAACAACUCAUUCCCCAAUUUCAUCGCUCAAGUUCCAGACGAUGACGGAGAGAUAUUUCGCAUCCAUUUCGUUGCACUGUUCUCUAGAAAGGAAAAUGCCGUCCCGAUACUCUACAUGCAUGGCUGGCCAGGUAGUCACCUUGAGCAUCUCAAGCUUUUCGAUCUGUACCGCAAGAAGUACACUCCAGAAGAUCUCCCGUAUCAUGUCAUCGCGGUCUCUCUACCCGGUUGGACGCUUAGCUCUGGGCCUCCGCUGGACGAGAACUUCACCUUAGCAGACAUCGCGCGUAUCAUGAAUAAACUGAUGGUCGGUUUAGGCUUUGGCAGUGGUUAUAUCUGCCAGGGCGGAGACAUUGGUUCGCUCGCCGCCAAAGUCAUUGCAGGAACGUAUGACGAAUGUAAAGACAACUUCAUCGCCGCUAUGGUAACCCCCAAGAUUGAGGCCGACAGUGGACUCCCCCCAGAUGAGAAACGCGCCUGGGAAUCCCGCGGCUUGGUAUUCAGAUCAACCGGGAGAGCAUAUGGCCUCUUGCACGCCACCAGGCCCGCGACCAUCGGGUUCGUUCUGUCGUCGAGUCCGCUUGCACAACUUGCCUGGGUCGGGGAGAAGUUCAUCGAAUGGAGCGAUGAAACGCCUCCGCUGAAAGAUAUUCUUGACUCGGUUACUUUGUAUUGGUUCACCAAAACGUUACCGCGGUCUAUCUACUGCUACCGUGAGUUCGCCGUUCCUGGUGGCCAGUUCCCCCACGGAGAUCCAAAGUACCUCAACAGUAAGCCAGUAGCAUACUCGUGGUUCCCCAAAGAAGUGGCACCGAUGCCAAGGGCGUGGGUUGAGGCACAAGGGCUUAAUCUUGUGCUGUUCAAAAAGCAUGAAGUC